This is a messenger RNA of Pteronotus mesoamericanus, 2368 nucleotides long. It is a transcript of the gene ENC1, whose product is annotated as ectodermal-neural cortex 1. The coding region runs from base 444 to 2213 and encodes 589 amino acids. The record is from RefSeq and is a predicted model, not a curated record. The transcript is spliced from 3 exons. NCBI's taxonomy places the organism in Eukaryota, Metazoa, Chordata, Mammalia, Chiroptera, Mormoopidae. Gene Ontology annotation, molecular function: protein binding.
CUCGGGCAGCCAGAGAGGCGGCGCGGCGGUGGCGGUGCGGAGACCGAGUCCAGACGCCAGGCGGCCGCCGGCGCGCAAGGCGCUUUCUAGCUCCCUCCCCUGAGUGUGCAAACAGCCCGCCUCCUUCUGCGGCGCCUGUAGCCGCAGGCUCACUGUCCCCUCCCGAGACUCGCUCCGGGAGACUCUCCGCCAGUCGCGGACAGAGUCUGCGGUGUGGGGAUCGUGAGGCCGAGGCGAGCCGCCCGUGGUAGCCGGCCCGAUCCAGCACCCGCGGCGCGGUCCUCUCCACGGCCGGCGCCUCAUGCGCACUCCUUUCGCCCGGGCAGUCGCUACUGCUCCCGAGGACUGAGACGUCUGCUUCGUCGCCUCCCCGCCCAGUGACCGAGGCGAGAACUUAGCUAGUUGUGCACUGAAGACAGUCGCCACUGCUGAGUGGAAACAAAAUGUCAGUCAGUGUGCACGAGAACCGCAAGUCCAGGGCCAGCAGCGGCUCUAUUAACAUCUACCUGUUUCACAAGUCUUCCUAUGCUGACAGCGUUCUUACUCACCUGAACCUUCUACGCCAGCAGCGCCUCUUCACCGAUGUCCUUCUCCAUGCCGGAAACAGGACCUUCCCUUGUCACCGGGCAGUGCUGGCUGCAUGCAGCCGCUACUUCGAAGCCAUGUUCAGUGGUGGCCUGAAAGAGAGCCAGGAUAGUGAAGUUAACUUCGACAACUCCAUCCACCCCGAAGUCUUGGAGUUGCUUCUUGACUAUGCAUACUCCUCUCGGGUCAUCAUCAAUGAAGAAAAUGCAGAAUCGCUCCUGGAAGCUGGCGACAUGCUGGAGUUUCAAGACAUCCGGGAUGCCUGUGCAGAAUUCCUAGAAAAGAACCUGCAUCCCACCAACUGCCUGGGCAUGCUGCUGCUGUCUGAUGCGCACCAGUGCACCAAGCUGUAUGAACUCUCCUGGAGAAUGUGUCUCAGCAAUUUCCAAACCAUCAGGAAGAAUGAAGAUUUUCUCCAGCUGCCCCAGGACAUGGUAGUGCAGCUCUUGUCCAGUGAAGAGCUGGAGACAGAAGAUGAAAGGCUCGUGUACGAGUCUGCAAUUAACUGGAUCAGCUACGACCUGAAGAAGCGCUAUUGCUACCUCCCGGAGCUAUUGCAGACGGUGAGGCUGGCUCUCCUGCCAGCCAUCUAUCUCAUGGAGAAUGUGGCCAUGGAGGAACUCAUCACCAAGCAGAGAAAGAGCAAGGAAAUUGUGGAAGAGGCCAUCAGAUGCAAGCUGAAAAUCCUGCAGAAUGAUGGUGUGGUAACCAGCCUCUGCGCCCGGCCUCGGAAAACCGGCCAUGCCCUCUUCCUCUUGGGAGGGCAGACUUUCAUGUGUGACAAACUGUAUCUGGUAGACCAGAAGGCCAAAGAAAUCAUUCCCAAGGCCGACAUCCCCAGCCCGAGGAAAGAGUUCAGUGCGUGUGCCAUUGGCUGCAAAGUGUACAUUACGGGGGGCCGGGGGUCGGAAAAUGGAGUCUCGAAAGAUGUCUGGGUUUAUGAUACACUGCAUGAGGAGUGGUCCAAAGCCGCCCCCAUGCUGGUGGCCAGGUUUGGCCAUGGCUCUGCUGAACUGAAGCACUGCCUGUAUGUGGUCGGGGGGCACACAGCCGCAACUGGCUGCCUCCCUGCCUCCCCCUCAGUCUCGCUGAAGCAAGUAGAACAUUAUGACCCCGUAACCAACAAAUGGACCAUGGUGGCGCCACUGCGAGAAGGCGUGAGCAACGCUGCAGUGGUGAGUGCCAAGCUCAAGCUGUUUGCUUUCGGAGGUACCAGUGUCAGUCAUGACAAGCUCCCCAAGGUUCAGUGUUACGAUCAAUGUGAGAACAGGUGGACGGUACCGGCCACCUGUCCCCAGCCCUGGCGUUACACAGCAGCAGCUGUGCUGGGUAACCAGAUUUUUAUUAUGGGGGGAGAUACAGAGUUCUCUGCUUGCUCUGCUUAUAAAUUCAACAGUGAGACUUACCAGUGGACCAAGGUGGGAGACGUGACCGCAAAGCGCAUGAGCUGUCAUGCUGUGGCCUCCGGAAACAAACUCUACGUGGUGGGAGGAUACUUUGGCAUUCAGCGAUGCAAAACUUUGGACUGCUACGAUCCAACAUUAGAUGCGUGGAACAGCAUAACUACAGUCCCAUACUCGCUGAUACCAACUGCGUUUGUCAGCACCUGGAAACACCUGCCUUCUUAAAUGCAGCACAUCUUAAAGAAGGUGAGGAUGAGCUCAAGAAGUGAUUUCUGCUUUGGAGAGGCCAAGUUUAAUGAAGAGAAAGAAAAAAAGAAAAGAAGUUGCUACAAGACUUGGACUGUACAAUCGGCGGCACCUUGUAAAUGCUCUAACUGGAC